AGACUGAAAGCUGGCAGCAGAUCAAUGAGUCAGGUAGUGCCAAAUAUAGCGUAAGACUGGCAUCUAAAUCAGCAAGAGACAGUUCACUGACAGUAUGCGUGUUUGUGUAUAGAAGUGCCUAACCACUGUAAGGCUGUGCAUGUUUUGGUGGCUGUAAACUGAUACGGAACUUGUAUAUUUAUACUGAAGCAGUGGAGCAGUUCAACUAAGUUAUGGUUUUAAGCACGGUGUUUCCAGGAGACGACGAGGACGAUACAAGUAUUGGUAGUGGAUGGAACAACUCGGUCAGCGAUAACGGUAACCACACGUCAAAUCAGGUCACAACUGUACUGUCUAGCAUUGGUCGUCUCAAUGAUAAACCGUAUGUAGCAAACGAAGUGACAACAGCUUAUCCUGCGGUGAGCGAUUCCGAUCUUUUUCCAAACUAUACAGCCAGCAAGACUAUCCUAGCAGUGGUAACUGUGAUUGCUAUACUGGCGCUAGUCCUGUUCGCUCUUGCGACAGUGCGUUACUGGUUCAGCCAUAAAGGAAGCUACUACGUUACGGAGUUUACGGAAGUACAAACGUUAAAAAAAAAGCCAACCAAAAUGGUUAACAUACACGAAUUACAGCCAUCAAAAGAAUGGUUGCUGUGAACGUUUUAAAUUAAUGUACACGAUUGUUUGUAUUGCAUCAUUUUACAUUUCUUUUGUUAGUCAACUAUGCACCCUCAGUGUAAGUUUUCCAAAAAAAACAAACAUCACACAACUGCAAGGCUGAAUUGUUUUGUUUAGGCCAUAGCUUACCCUUUUCAGUUAAAAUGUAAAUGAUCUCCACUGUGUUCUUAUUGCUAAGCAAGAAUGCAAAUGCCAAAUCUACUUUUAUAUUAUAUUGAAAUAGAAAAGCAGCAAAAAAAACUCUUGUCACAAAGAAGACAGAGUUUGAAUUAA
Ciona intestinalis (vase tunicate) is the source of this 929-nucleotide messenger RNA. RefSeq lists its product as uncharacterized. The record is from RefSeq and is a predicted model, not a curated record. NCBI's taxonomy places the organism in Eukaryota, Metazoa, Chordata, Ascidiacea, Phlebobranchia, Cionidae.